AUGGCUACAGAUUGCGAGCGGCCGCCUGACUGGGCUGCCGCCAGUUGCUUGGACAACUUGCGCCAGUAUCGAGACAUCACCAGCCGAGAGGUGGAGCGGGUCAGGCGAAACCUGAACGGGCUGUCGGACGAUGACAAAGCUUCACUGGUCAGGAAGCCGGAGGAGCAGGUGAAAGCGAUGGAAGAGGCACCGCAAGCGCAUCGCAACAAUCGCUGUCAUACCAAGGCGACGUUGAUGUUCUGCCUGGAGCCUGAUGAUGUUGCAGGCAUACCAUGA
Messenger RNA from Symbiodinium sp. CCMP2592, 276 nucleotides. NCBI's taxonomy places the organism in Eukaryota, Dinophyceae, Suessiales, Symbiodiniaceae. The record is from the annotation of a GenBank genome assembly.